Molecule: messenger RNA, 1906 nt
Organism: Westerdykella ornata
Lineage: Eukaryota; Fungi; Ascomycota; Dothideomycetes; Pleosporales; Sporormiaceae
Product: putative adenylosuccinate lyase Ade13
Exons: 4
Coding region: 320-1774 (484 amino acids)
Biological process (GO): 'de novo' AMP biosynthetic process
Cellular component (GO): cytosol
Molecular function (GO): N6-(1,2-dicarboxyethyl)AMP AMP-lyase (fumarate-forming) activity; (S)-2-(5-amino-1-(5-phospho-D-ribosyl)imidazole-4-carboxamido) succinate lyase (fumarate-forming) activity
Source: RefSeq, a predicted model, not a curated record
ACUGCACACCAUCCCACCUUUGAACAUUUUUCUGUUCGCGUGAGUGAAGACGGAGAUCGCAGCCCAGCUUUGUUGCAGGAAGCGGAUUAUAUUCUCUCGGAAGUUUCUUCAGAAGUCUCGUCAUUCUCCGCGCCGAAUCAAUUGACUUCGAUUUUGCCCGGUUUGGCAAGAAUUUGACGUCGGUCUACACAGCGCUCUUUUGAAAACCACCCCAAGUGAUUUCUGUCCUUCUCGAGAUCUUGCUUUCCUCUUUUCUUCCACUCCGUACUCGCCUUGGAUGUCAACUCCUCUGUAGUCGCACUAACCAUCGCCAAGCACAAUGUCGGCCAACGACACAUAUCAGGACCCGCUGAACUCGCGGUACUCCAGCAAUGAGAUGAAGUAUCUUUUCAGCCCCCGCAACAGGUUUAGCACCUGGCGGCAACUCUGGAUCUGGCUGGCCGAAGCCGAGAAAGAGCUUGGGCUCGACAUCAGCGAUGAGGCCAUUGAACAGAUGAAGAAGCACCAGAUUAUUCAGGAUGAUGAGUUCAAGAUUGCUGCUGAAGAGGAGAAGAAGCGGAGGCAUGAUGUGAUGGCUCAUGUGCAUACAUUUGGCCUCAAGGCACCAGCUGCCGCGGGCAUCAUCCACUGGGGAGCGACGAGCUGUUAUUGCACUGACAAUGCGGAUUUGAUCUUCCUGAGGGAUGGGUUGGACAUUCUGCUUCCUAAACUUGCCACGGUCAUUGAGAAGCUUUCAUCCUUCGCGAAGGAGCACAAGAGCCUUCCCUGCCUGGCUUACACUCAUCUCCAGCCAGCUCAGUUGACCACCGUCGGAAAACGAGCUUGUUUGUGGAUUCAAGAUUUGUUGAAAGAUUUGAAGAACCUCGAGCGGGCACGGGAAGAUCUUCGAUUCAGGGGUGUCAAGGGUACUACUGGCACCCAGGCUUCCUUCUUACAGAUCUUCGAUGGCGACCACUCCAAGGUCGAGCAGCUGGACGAGCUCGUGACCAAGAAGGCCGGUUUCGAUUCAGCAUAUAUCAUCUCCAGCCAGACCUAUCCCCGCAAAGUGGACGCCGAUGUCCUGAAUGCUUUAAGCUCCUUCGGCGCCACCUGCGAGAACAUCGGACAAGCCAUCCGUCUCCUUGCCUCUUUCAAAGAGCUCGAAGAGCCCUUCGAGUCAACCCAGAUUGGCUCCUCCGCCAUGGCCUACAAGCGCAACCCCAUGCGCAGCGAGCGUCUCUGCUCUCUGGGCCGCAAACUGCGAAACCUCAGCGCCGAUGCCUCUGCAACCUACGCAGCGCAGUGGAUGGAGCGUACUCUGGAUGACAGCGCCAUCCGCCGCAUGUGCCUGCCCCAAGCUUUCCUCUCCACUGAUGCAUCCCUCAUCCUGCUCAACAACAUCGCUUCCGGUCUGGUUGUGUACCCCGCUGUUAUCAAGAAGCGAGUUGAAGCCGAGCUACCCUUCAUGGCCACAGAGAACAUUAUCAUGGCUCUCGUAAAGAAGGGCGUCUCCCGCCAGGAUGCCCACGAGGAAAUUCGCGUUCUGAGCCACCAAGCCGGUGCGGAGGUGAAGCAACACGGCAAAGAUAACGACCUGAUCGACCGCAUUCGGAGAACGGAAUUCUUCAAGCCGAUCGUCGGCGAGUUGGAUGAGUUGCUAAAGCCGGAGACCUUUACGGGAAGGGCGCCGCAACAGGUCGAUGCAUUUUAUACGAGGGAGGUUAGCAAGGCUUUGAAGGCUUAUGUGGAGGCUGGGACACUUAAGCUGCAGGAGGCCGCGGAGCUUCACGUUUAAAUUGGGCUCGAAUGGGGCUUCUGAUAGAUGGCAAUGGGAUAGAAAACACUUGUAUGAAUGUAGUACCUAGUGAGUAUUUGCAAUUUGACAUUUCUCUGGAUAAAAGAUGAAACUAUGGAAAGUAUGGGGGAU